AUGGCGCCGAAGCGGGAGCGCGUUAGUCGUUCAGGCGAGUCGGCGAGGCGCGUGACCCGGUCGACGAGCGUACAGGAGGAGGUGGAGCGAGAGGAUGCGGAGGAGGGGCAGGAGGUAGCGGGGAUUGCGGAGGUAGCCGCGGAGGAGGCCCAUACCGAACCACAGACGACGCGUGAGCGACGGGAUGAUCGUCGUGCGGAGAUGAACGGCUCAGAUGAAAGCGGGACUCGCCGGAGCAAGCGACUUAGGACGGGGGGAGCGAGCGGCGGCGAUGGUUCCUCUUCGCAGCAGCCGGCUGACGUGGUGAAGCGAGAACGAGCCGCGGGCCCGGUGAAAAGUGAAGCUGACGUGGCCGUGAGGCGCCAAGCUGGAAUGGUGAAACGGGAGGCUGCUAUCUUGGCGAAGCGGGAAAACGUCUCUCGCGCCAAGGGCAAGGAAAAAGUGGUUGAGAGCAACAACGGCUAUCAUGCCGAGGCUGUCGGUUACGAGCCAGAUGGCUACGUUCGGGAUUCGCAGGCUGCCGGACCUAGUACGCAGCCUCGCGCUCGCGAACGCGCCGAGCCUGAAGAAGACGCCGAACGUCCGGUUACUCCGUCCGGUAUGGGGGAGGAUCGGGACGGACCUGAAGGCACACCGACACAGGCAACAGUGGCUCUUCCUCGCGCCAUGCCACGAGGCGAGGACGGGUUCCAGCCUGGCAAUAUCCUAUUGGUGCAGGUGAAACACUUCAUGACGUAUGCAUCCAUCUCAGCGCGCCCCUCGCCGCGCCUCAACCUCAUCGUGGGGCCCAACGGCUCCGGCAAGAGCUCGCUCGUCUGCGCUAUCGGGCUGGGGCUGGGCGGAGAACCCAAGAUGCUGGGACGGGCGGCGCACGUGGGGGAGUUUGUGCAGCGGGGGGAGCGCAGUGCGGAGAUCAGCAUCGUGCUGCGGGGGGACGUGGCGGGGGAAGAGGUGUACAUCACCCGCAAGAUCUCCAUCGAGAAUCGCACUGACUGGCUGCUCAACGGGCAUGGAGUGCGGCGGGAUCAGGUGCAGGAGUGCAUGAAGCGCUUCAACAUCCAGAUCUCUAACCUCACACAGGCACGUGCUGUGGGGAACAUAGUGAAGCGCUUCAAGUGCUGUGGGGCACAUAGUGAAGCGCUUCAAGACCGGGUGUGUGCGUUCGCGGGCAUGUCGCCCAUACAGCUGCUGGAGGAGACGCAAAGGGCAGUGGGCGACCCACAGCUCUCCCAGCAGCACGCCUUCCUCAAAGACCAGCAGGACGCCCUCGCCACCCUGCAUGCUGUGAGUGACAUGGGGCUGGAGUGGGGGCUUCUGGAGUGGACGCUGGUGUCGCACGAGGAGCAGCUGGGCAAGCUGCAGGUGGCGAACGCGCAGGUGGAGGUGGAUGUGGAGAAGGUGCAACGCAGGGAGGCCAUUCUCAAGGAGGUGAGUGGUGCUGUUGGGGGCUCUCUAGUGUUGUACCGUUCUCUAGUGGCAACUGCAGGUCGAAACCUGUGUAAGGUGGGGAGGAACAAGAACCAGACUCUCUUUCCCACUUCCACUCUCCUCCUUCCGCCCUCUCCUCCUCCCACUCUCUCCCCCUCUGCUCCCUGCAUGCAGGUCGCACUGAUGAAGAAGAAGGUAGCGCUGAUGAAGAAGAAGGUGCCGUGGCUCAAGUACGAGCGGGUGAAGCGGCGUGUGAGGGAGAUGGAGGUAGCGGUGGAGGCGAUGCACAAAGAGAGAGAUGACCUGCAGACACAAGUCAUGGCCGCUCGGGACCCCCUUGUAGCGUUGAAGGAGAGUCGAGGGGGGUUUGCAUCGCUGGUGGCCAAGAUAGGGCGCGAGAACGAGGCGAGGGAGAGGAAGCUGCGGGAACUGGCAGAGGAGAGCGACCAGCUGGUGCAGCAGGCGGUGGAGAGGCAGCGUGACGUGGUGCAGCAGGCGGUGGAGAGGCAGCGCGACGUGUUGGAGGCGAAGAAGAAGGCGGAGAGUCGCGAGCAGCGGCUGGCCAAGGCACUGGCCGACCUGCAGCAGCUGGAGGCGCAGCUCGCCGCCCUGCCGGAAGUCAAACCGCCCAAGGCCGCCGUGGUGCGUGAUGGAAAAAAGGCCGCAUGGGGCGUGGGGCAUGAGAUCAUGGGUGAGGCGAUGAGUGGGUGCGUGCGUGUUCUGGAGCGAGCUCGGGAUGACCUGCAGCAGCUGGACGCGCGCAGCUGGCCGCACUGCCGGAAACGAGCCGAACAAUUAGAUAUGGAUCCUUUGGCAAAACGUGGGAGGGAGUUGCGGAUGCAGGCGGGGGAGAAAGAGCGAGAGGGGCGGCAGCUGGAGCAGCAGAUGAGUGUGCUGAGGGAGCAGAUGGGACGCGUUGAGAGACGCAUAAACGAAGUGGCCAACAGUCGCAACCGGCGCAUAGAGCGGGCGGGUGACAGGGAGCUGAAGCAGGCGUGUGAGUGGCUCGACCACAACCGCACUCAGUGCAAGGGGGCCGUCUACGGACCCAUCCUCGCAGAGGUGAACGUUAUCGACCCCGAUGCGCAUGCAGUCUUUCUUGAGGGUCCUUCACACUCCCCAUGCUAUGCUCCCAUGCCCUCUCUUCCCCUCUUUGUUCCAUUCCCCCCCUCCACCUCCCUGCACCCUCAGGUGAACGUUAUCGACCCCGAUGCGCAUGCAGCCUGCCUAGAGCAGCACGUGCCGGUGUGGGUGUGGAAGGCCUUUGUGACAACAGUACCGGAGGACCGGGAUUUCCUGGUGCGCCACUUAAAGCCCCUCGGUUUGGCGGUGGUCAACGAGAGCAGUCGCCCUGAGGAGCUGGGUCCUCCUGCACAUGCCAUGGCGGUGGAUGCACAUCUGCAGCGCCUAGGUGUCACGCACCGAUUGGACGAGGUGUUCAACGCGGCCCCAGUGGUGCGCAGUGUGCUCAACCAGCAGUCGCAGCUCUUCCGCUCGUUCGUUGGAUCGGCAGAGGCGGAUCGGAACGCGGAGGCGAUACAGGAGAGGGGAGUGGAGGACCUGUGGACGCCGGAGAGCCACUACCGCUGGCUGCGCUCGCGCUACAACGGCUCCCUCUCCAUCAAUGCACACGGCGUGCGCCCCUCCCGCUUCUUCUCCCAAGAGUCGGGGUUGCAGGAGGAGGAGCAGCUGCAGGCAGAGAGGGAGCGCAUUGAUGCGCGGGGCAUGGCGCUGCAGGAGAGGGCGAACGCCGUGCGGCGGGAGCAGCGCACUCUUGAGGCCGAGGCCGCACAGUGCGAGAGACAGCGGGAUGAGAUUGUGAACGAGUACCAUGGGCAGAAGAAGCAGCGCACCGACCUGCAGAACCGCAUUGGUGAGUCUCUCUCACCCUUGAGUCGUCACAAAAAAGGUGAACCUUGA
Molecule: messenger RNA, 3348 nt
Organism: Closterium sp. NIES-65
Lineage: Eukaryota; Viridiplantae; Streptophyta; Zygnematophyceae; Desmidiales; Closteriaceae
Source: the annotation of a GenBank genome assembly